AUGAUAGUAUCAUCAGCCCUCAUGAUAUGGAAAGGCCUUAUUGUAGUCACUGGUAGCGAGAGCCCUAUAGUUGUCGUACUAAGUGGCAGUAUGGAACCAGCAUUUCACCGGGGAGACCUGCUUUUCCUAACAAACUUCCAGGAAGACCCCAUCCGAGCUGGAGAAAUUGUGGUGUUCAAAGUAGAAGGAAGGGAUAUCCCUAUAGUUCACAGAGUCAUCAAAGUUCAUGAAAAGGAAAAUGGGGACAUUAAGUUCCUGACCAAAGGUGAUAACAAUGAAGUUGAUGACCGAGGUCUAUAUAAAGAAGGCCAGAACUGGCUGGAAAAGAAAGACGUUGUAGGCAGAGCGAGAGGGUGA
Staurois parvus is the source of this 357-nucleotide messenger RNA. The record is from the annotation of a GenBank genome assembly. Lineage: Eukaryota; Metazoa; Chordata; Amphibia; Anura; Ranidae.